AGGAGGUAUCAGCUGCGGGAAGAAGAGACAGCAGACCUAAAUUGCAGGCGACCAUUCCUUCACUUCUGGUGUCUUUUCUCAGCAAGCCACCUGCAGAAAUAAAAAGAAGCCGGUCAUUUGCUGCACAUUUGAAGUGUUUCUCCCCAGGGCUAAAGCUCUCCAAUAUGUCUCGGAUCUAACACCUCCGGAGAAAUCGAGGAAUACCAGACUCCCGUGGUGGAUGUGGACAUCUAAACUGUGGACAUGGAAAAGAUAGUGAAUUUAUCCCUUUCUGUUCUGCUGGUUUUAUGGGGAUGUGCGCUUGGAGGCUCGCCCAGUGUUCAAAUUGGGGGACUCUUUCCAAGGGGCGCGGAUCAAGAGUACAGCGCAUUUCGGAUAGGAAUGGUUCAGUUUGGCACCUCGGAAUUCAGAUUGACGCCCCACAUUGACAAUCUGGAAGUGGCUAAUAGUUUUGCUGUGACCAACUGCUUCUGUUCACAGUUCUCAAGAGGAGUGUACGCCAUCUUCGGAUUCUACGACAAGAAGUCUGUCAACACCAUCACGUCAUUUUGUGGGACGCUCCAUGUGUCCUUCAUUACGCCCAGCUUCCCUCUGGAUGGGAAUCAGCAGUUUAUUAUCCAGAUGAGACCCGAUAUCAAAGGGCCCCUCCUCAGCCUUAUUGAGUACUACAAGUGGGACAAGUUCGCCUACCUGUACGACAGCGAUCGAGGACUUACGACGCUGCAGGUUGUUCUGGACACAGCGGCAGAGAGGAAGUGGCAUGUGACAGCGAUCAACGUGGGGAACCUGAAAGACGAGAGGAAGGAUGAGGCCUACCGCUCUCUGUUCCAAGACUUGGAGAACAAAAAGGAGAGGAGGGUGAUCCUGGACUGUGAACAGGACAAAGUCAAAGACAUCAUGGAGCAGAUCAUCACAAUUGGCAGACAUGUUAAAGGCUACCACUACAUUAUAGCCAAUCUGGGUUUCAUUGAUGGGGACCUAACCAAAAUCCAGUAUGGCGGUGCCAACGUGUCUGGCUUUCAGAUUGUUGACUUCGAGGAUCCUUUGGUGUCCAAGUUUGACCAGAGAUGGGAAGCCCUAGAAGAAAAGGAGUAUCCUGGUGCUGACAGUAAAAUAAAGUACACAUCAGCGUUGACCUACGACGCCGUGCAGGUGAUGACGGAGGCCUUCCGCUACCUGCACAAGCAACGCAUCGACUUCACCAGGAGGGCCAACACUGGGGACUGCCUGGCCAACCCCGCUGUCCCCUGGGCUCAGGGAGGGGAGAUAGAGCGAGCACUAAAACAGGUGCGUGUGGAAGGCCUGACAGGAAACAUCCAGUUUGAUCAACAUGGCAAGAGAGUCAACUACUCAGUGAACAUAAUGGAGUUAAAGACUAACGGCCCUGUAAAGAUUGGCUACUGGAAUGAAGUUGACAAAAUGGCCGUCACCAAAUCUGAUGUCUUUGCAAAUGAAUCGACAGGAAUGGAAAACAAAACAGUGAUUGUCACCACAAUCUUGGAAGCUCCAUAUGUAAUGCUGAAAAAGAACUCUGAACAGUUUACUGACAAUGAGCGCUACGAGGGUUACUGUGUAGAUCUGGCUGCGGAGAUAGCGAAGCACUGCGGCUUCAAAUAUCAACUGAAAAUAGUGAGUGACGGGAAAUACGGAGCCAGAGAUGCAGAGACCAAAAUCUGGAACGGGAUGGUUGGAGAGCUGGUGUACGGGAAAGCUGACAUUGCAGUGGCUCCUCUGACCAUCACUUUGGUACGAGAGGAAGUGAUUGACUUCUCCAAACCCUUCAUGUCUCUGGGAAUCUCCAUCAUGAUAAAAAAGCCUCAGAAAUCCAAACCUGGUGUCUUUUCUUUCCUGGACCCGCUGGCCUACGAGAUCUGGAUGUGUAUCGUGUUUGCCUACAUAGGCGUAAGCGUGGUGCUGUUCCUUGUCAGCCGCUUCAGCCCGUACGAGUGGCACACUGAGGAGUAUGAGGACGGGCAGAUCCAGACCAAUGAGUCGACGAAUGAGUUUGGCAUAUUCAACAGCCUGUGGUUCUCCCUUGGAGCCUUCAUGCGCCAAGGCUGUGACAUCUCACCUAGAUCUCUGUCUGGGCGCAUUGUUGGGGGCGUUUGGUGGUUCUUCACUUUAAUCAUCAUCUCCUCCUACACCGCCAACCUGGCUGCUUUCCUGACUGUCGAGAGGAUGGUCUCGCCCAUUGAAAGCGCAGAGGAUCUUGCCAAACAGAGUGAGAUAGCCUAUGGGACUCUGGACUCUGGCUCUACCAAAGAGUUUUUUAGGCGCUCAAAAAUUGCCCUCUUUGACAAAAUGUGGACAUACAUGCGCAGUGCGGAGCCCUCUGUGUUUGUGAAAACCACAGCCGAGGGGGUCGUGAGAGUCCGCAAGUCCAAGGGGAAGUACGCCUACCUGCUGGAGUCCACCAUGAACGAGUACAUCGAGCAGCGGAAACCCUGCGACACCAUGAAGGUUGGAGGGAACCUCGACUCCAAAGGAUACGGGAUCGCUACGCCGAAAGGAUCCUCAUUAAGAAAUGCGGUUAACCUCGCAGUACUAAAACUGAAUGAGCAAGGCCUGUUGGACAAAUUGAAAAACAAAUGGUGGUACGACAAAGGAGAGUGCGGCAGCGGGGGAGGUGAUUCCAAGGAGAAGACCAGCGCUCUCAGCCUGAGCAACGUGGCUGGGGUAUUCUACAUUCUGGUCGGGGGACUCGGCUUGGCCAUGCUGGUGGCCUUGAUUGAGUUCUGUUACAAGUCCCGAGCCGAGGCCAAGCGAAUGAAGAUGACCUUUGGGGACGCCAUGAGGAACAAAGCAAGACUUUCCGUCACUGGAAGUAACGGGGAGAAUGGUCGGGUGAUGACUCCAGAGUUUCCUAAAUCUGUCCACGCUGUCCCGUACGCGAGACCUGACAUGGGACUAAACGUCAGCCUGACAGAUCUGUCCUGAUCAAUGAGAAACUUCUGAGUGCCUUACAAUGGUUUCAAUAGAGCGUUUUUUUUCUCUUUGCCGUCCUGCCCUCCCUCCUUCUGUUCUGCGGCUUUUUCUGUCUGUCUGGUGAAAAAGGAAAAAGAUGGAGGCUUCAUUUUGUGGCUCACAAAGACUUGUAUUGUUGCUCUCUGUCUCUAUUUCUCACCGUAUAAAACCCCUCUUUCUCUCUGGGUGGAAUUACAUCUCGGAAUAUAAAAGGGAGGCUCUUUUUUUUCUAAACUGAUGACACCACGCUUUCCUAUCUUACUGUCUGGACUGGACUGAAACAGAGACGAGGGCUUGAUUGACGGCAACGGCUGCUUCUGGGAGUCCGAGUUUCAGUCAUCUCAACUGUGUGUGUGUGUGUGUGUGUGUGUGUGUGUGUGUGUGUGUGUGUGUGUGUGUGUGUGUGUGUGUGUGUGUGUGUGUGUGUGUGUGUGUGUGUGUGUGUGUGUGUGUGUGUGUGUGUGUGUGUCAGAGGAAGAUUUCGUCAAAAUCACACUGUUUCUGUAGCCCCCACCGCCGAACAGGAUUUUCAAGCACACUUGAUAUCAUCUGCAUUAAGAUGUGAAAAUGUCCUUUUUUUUCUAAGAAAAUCAACAAAAAAAAGUUUAUUGAAAAAAAGUAUUUUUAUGUAUUUUCACAAAAUAGCUUUUAAAUAAACUUGCUUACAUACUGGUUGGAUAUAACAUCUUAAUGUGUGAGUAUUCAAAAGGAAUAAAAUACUAAACAGCUUAUAGUUCCAUAUUUUUAAAGCCAAAUACAUUGCAUAUGGGGCUGAGAUGUUGAAAUCAUGUAAUUAAUUCUUAUUCUAAACUUUUCCUGUAUAUUUUAUUCUUUAACAUUUGGUGUUGAUAUGAAAUAUAUGUCAAUGCUUGACAUUUGGAAUCAAUCCUUCUACGUUUUACUUGUUAGAGUUGGUACAGCAAUUUUGCUUUAUACUUUUGUCUUUUUGUUUUGCUUACAAGCUUUUGUUGUUUGUAUUUUUUCUGCCGAGAACCAGGGUUGUUCUACUUUGAAAAAGGAAAUUGAACUGUUUACAUGCCAUCAAUGCAAAACAAAAAAAAUAGUACAGUAUUACCGCAUCACAUUUUAAAGUGACAUCAAAAAGAGGCAUCGACAUCUACACAGUGGUUUUAAAUGCCAAAUAAGUGACAGUGCCAAAAUCUAGUGCCAGUAGAUAUGAAUAUAGUCCUAAUAUAAUCAAUCACUGUCAUCUCAGUGAAUGUAAAUUAUACAUUCUGUAAUUUUUGUAACUAGAUGUACAGUUGGUGGCAAUGACAGUGCUAAUACAAUAGCCUUUACGCUUUGUUUCUCCAUGUAUUUUGCAUUGAUCUGACAAUAAAGUAGCACCAGUUGCAUGUUGUUGCAGAAAAUAUUACAUAUGUUUAUUUCAUUACUGCCAAACAUGCAUUUUCAUUUAAAUGUUGAAGUUGUGAGGUUAAUUGUUUGAAAUUGGAAAUAUAAUGUUAGACAUAUAUACAAUAUAUACAUACAUAUAUUUUAUACAAAAAGUUUGAAAAUGAAAAAUGAUAGCCCCUUUUCAUCAAAGCUACUCCUUCCUUUAAAUACUAAAUUUGGUUACUUAUUAAACUAAUGUUUUUUUUUAGAUAUUUAGUCCCAACAUAAGUUAUUUAGAAAACUUAUGCAGACAAGCACUUUUAAUUAUAAGACACACUUUGUUUUAUUUUUUCUAAAAUUGACUUAUGACGAGUCCUCAACUGCAACACACAAGGUAAACUGUAUUCAUAUUAUUACUGUUGUUUUUUAAAUGAACAAUAUAAACAUGUAGUUGCUUAUUAAAUUUCAUCGCAUAUUCAGGCUAUUCUCACUGACAUUUUGUAUAUGGAAUGUGUGCUGACUUGUUUAUUUUUUGGGACUCUUUCUAAAUAAAAGUGGCUGAUCUCUUGUUA
This is a messenger RNA of Notothenia coriiceps (black rockcod), 4871 nucleotides long. It is a transcript of the gene gria2b, whose product is annotated as glutamate receptor, ionotropic, AMPA 2b. Gene Ontology annotation, cellular component: membrane. Gene Ontology annotation, biological process: monoatomic ion transport. NCBI's taxonomy places the organism in Eukaryota, Metazoa, Chordata, Actinopteri, Perciformes, Nototheniidae. The record is from RefSeq and is a predicted model, not a curated record. Gene Ontology annotation, molecular function: signaling receptor activity; ligand-gated monoatomic ion channel activity. The transcript is spliced from 16 exons. Bases 244 to 2937 code for a protein of 897 amino acids.